Anopheles stephensi (Asian malaria mosquito) is the source of this 3362-nucleotide messenger RNA. RefSeq names its product elongation factor-like GTPase 1. The transcript has 3 exons. Bases 260 to 3226 code for a protein of 988 amino acids. Gene Ontology annotation, cellular component: ribonucleoprotein complex; cytosol. Gene Ontology annotation, biological process: cytosolic ribosome assembly. The record is from RefSeq and is a predicted model, not a curated record. NCBI's taxonomy places the organism in Eukaryota, Metazoa, Arthropoda, Insecta, Diptera, Culicidae. Gene Ontology annotation, molecular function: GTP binding; ribosome binding; GTPase activity.
AAGCGAGCAAUUUUACGAUCGAUUUUUUAAAUAUCACAAAAACUGGCAACACUGUUCACUCCAAGCACGCAGCAUGCACUGUUGGAAUGUAAACAACAACAAAAGCACGUGCUGGGAUAACUGUCAAAAUCAGCUGUUAUUCAUUGUUGUAUUGUGUUGGUUGGAAUUGUCCGGUGAACGCGCGUGCCUACUUUCUCCCCGAGGUUGUGUAAAAACGACAAAUCUGUGAUAGAAUUGUAUUGAUUACAUUAAGCUUAACAUGGUGCGCGUAAAUUUAUCAAAGUUAGUGCAGCUUCAAACCGACGCCACGCAGGUGCGUAACAUAUGCAUUCUGGCACACGUGGAUCACGGCAAAACAACGCUCGCCGAUAGUUUGAUUGCAAGCAAUGGAAUCAUAUCGACACGGCUGGCAGGCAAGCUACGCUACAUGGACAGUCGGCCGGAUGAACAGGAACGUCAAAUAACGAUGAAAAGCAGCAGUAUAGCACUAUACUUUCGGGGUGAAUCAAAGGAGGAGAAGUCCGGCGAGCAAGAAUAUCUGGUCAACUUGAUCGAUUCACCUGGGCACGUGGAUUUUAGCAGCGAAGUUUCGACCGCCAUCCGGCUCUGCGAUGGAGCAAUAAUCGUUGUCGAUGUGGUUGAAGGGGUUUGUCCUCAGACCCGCGUAUGUUUGCAGCAAGCGUACAACGAGCAGCUGUCCACCGUUCUGCUCCUGAACAAAAUCGAUCGUCUGGUUUUGGAAAAACGGCUCGAUCCUGCAGAAGCGUAUCAUCACCUGGCACAAGUCCUGGAACAGGUUAAUGCGGUAGUUGGAAACCUUUUUGCAACGGAUGUUUUAGCAAGGGAGCAGAUCAGUACCGCGGCCGAUCAAACAUCCGCCCUGGAGGAAGCGGAUGAUUCGUUUCUUUAUUACUCACCCCAGCAGGGCAACGUCCUGUUCGGAUCGGCACUCGAUGGAUGGGCAUUCGAUCUGGCAACCUUUGCCCGUUUUUAUCAGGGCAAACUGGACGGUGUGUCGGACAGUGCAACGCUGUUGAACGCUCUGUGGGGUGACUAUUUUUACUCUCCUCGUAAAAAAGCAAUCGAAUCUGGUGCAACAGAAAAGGGGCGAAAACCGCUCUUCGUUCAGCUGGUACUGGACAAUUUGUGGAAUAUUUACGGGCUGGUAGAAAACCGCGACGAGACAAAGCUACGUGCCAUUUCGGAGCGUUGUGGAGUGGUGCAGAAUGUGCGCGAUUUGCGUCAUGCUGAUGGACGUGUCCCGGUGCGGAAUCUGCUUUCGGGCUGGUUGCCAAUGGAACGGUCGCUGCUUGGUGCCAUUUGCCAGGCGGUCCCCAAUCCAAGGGGCAUUAGUGAGAUGAAGGCAGAAAAGCUGCUCUGCUCUAGAUUGACGGAUUUCAGUUCUUACCCACCGGAAACGCAAGCCCUAAAGCAGGACAUUAUGCGGUGCGAUGCGGACAGUGAACGUUUGAUUGUGUUUGUUUCGAAAAUGUUUCCCAUUGAGCAUGGAGCACUGGCCGGUGCGAAAGACACGCUGGAACGGCUUACAAAAGCACUUUCCUUGGUCGAUGGAAAUGAUGCUGGUGACGAUGAUGGAGAAGUGGAGAUAUUUCUUGCCUUCGCAAGAGUUUACAGCGGGACACUCCGAAAAGGAUCGCGCGUUUUUGUCAUUGGACCAAAGUACGAUCCACGCACGAUGCACCCGAACGACAGCGACGCAAUAAAUCCACAUCUGACUGAGAUCGAAAUUGAUAGCCUGUUCCUCCUGAUGGGACGUCAGCUGGAACCGGUUGACUCGGUACCGGCAGGCAAUAUAGUCGGCAUAGGAGGUUUACAAAAUGUAGUGUUGAAGACGGCGACACUCAGCAACACCCGCUUCUGUCCACCGUUUGUAGAUCUUCCGCUAAUAGCGACGCCAAUCCUGCGAGUUGCAGUCGAACCGAAGGAUAUCCAAAAAAUGCCUCAACUGGUUCGUGGUCUGAAACUGCUCAAUCAGGCCGAUGCAUGCGUUGAGGUGCGUGUGCAAGAAAGCGGCGAACAUGUUCUGCUGACGUUGGGCGAAGUGCACCUGGAACGGUGCAUCAAGGAUCUGCAGGAAACGUACGCCAAGAUUGAGCUGAAUGUUUCGAAACCUAUCGUGCCGUUCAAGGAAACGAUCGUACCGUUCGUGCCUACUUCAGAGGAUAAUCCGGAGGAAGAAAUUGCAAAGGAUAGAGAGAAAGAUAAAACCGUUACGCUUCAAACGCCAAAUCGUCAGUGUACAAUAAAACUGAUAGCGUUGCCGAUUUCACAAGAGGCCGUGGAUCUGCUCAUCCAAAACGAGUCUGUGCUGAAAGCGUACGUGAAAGCACACGAAGCGAAACAAAAACUGCCUCAAGCGCUGCAGGAUUCGAUUGACGAGCUUCGCACAAACCUGAAAAAGCUGCUGCCCGAAACGGUUCCCUUUGAAGGAAUUUGGUCCCUGGGGCCAAAGAGGUGUGGCACGAACCUGCUGAUCAAUUGUACCGAUUUCAAGCACACAUCCGUAUGGUACGAGGAUGAGACGACAGAACGAACAUUGGAAGAUCCACGCAACCAGUACGAGUCAUCGUUUUUGAACGGGUUUCAAAUGGCAUCCUUAGCUGGUCCACUGUGCGAUGAACCAAUGCAAGGUGUUUGCUUUCUGGUCGAACGCUGGGAGGUUGAUGUGACGAUCGGAGUGGACCUCGCGUCUGUUGCUUCCCAUGGACCACUCUCGGGACAAAUCAUGUCAGCCGUUAAGGAAGGCUGUAAAAAGGCGUUUCAAAAUCAACCCCAGCGCCUGGUCCAUCCAAUGUACAGCUGUAAUAUAACCGUGAACUCGGACGUGCUUGGAAAACUGUACGCCGUAAUAGGACGACGACAUGGCCGCAUCCAGUCGGCGGAUCUGAUUGAAGGCAGCGGCCAGUUUGAUGUGACGGCCGUCAUCCCGGUUAUUGAGUCGUUUAACUUUGCGACCGAAAUUCGCAAGCAAACGUCCGGCUUGGCUAUGCCGCAGCUCGUAUUUAGCCACUGGGAGACGGUCGACAUCGAUCCGCACUGGGUGCCGUCGACCGAGGAAGAGUAUCUGCAGUACGGCGAGAAGGCCGACUUUACGAAUGUGGCACGGGUGUAUAUGGAUGCGAUACGCGAACGUAAGGGUUUGCCGGUGGACAAGAAGUUGGUCGAGUUUGCCGAAAAGCAACGUACACUGUCGAAGAAUAAGUAAGCGCGACGUGUACGUGCGUGAUUGAGGUAGAAGCGAUCGUUAUGUAGCUGUAAGUACGUUGUAUUCUUUUAUUUCUUUGCUAACGUGUUUUAAUUUACAAUCCGGAGUGUAAAGUCACAGUGACAAAGGAUACGCA